ACGGCUAAAUAAUUUCAAAUUAUUGUUUAAAUGAUAGGUUUCAUUUUGUCUGACAGCUACUGCGUUUAUAACAUAGGUGUCAUGACGUCUGUUUCCUCUAUGGCAAAUAUCAGUUGGUCACAUUUCCGUGAAAACUUACCAAUGUUUUAAGUCAGUGCGACAUAAAUGUGUAUUUUGAAUCUAGUCUCAUUAGUUGCCCCUGUUAAAUAGCGACUAUAUUUAUAAUAAAACUAUCUAAUGCUAACCUUACGGUAUGUUCUUACAGUGUGCAUGUUCAUUAAAUGUAUUUUACUUUGUACAGAUGGCCACACAUGACAGUUGGUUUCCAGCCUCAAAUCAAGAUGCAUAUGAGCAAUUGCGAAUUGUUUUGAUCGGGAAAACUAGAACAGGCAAAAGUGCCACCGGGAACACGUUGAUUGGUGAGGAUAUCUUUGAAUCUAAAGCAAGUCCCAACUCUGUUACCACGCAAUGCAAGGUUGAAACGAAAGAAAGAUUUGGCAAAAAGAUUGAGGUCGUCGACACUCCAGAACUUUUGGAUACCAAUAUGCCAUCAGACGAACUUGUGAAACAGCUCGUAUCCUGUACCCGUCUAGCUUGUCCGGGGGUCCACGCUUUCGUCAUGUUGUUUCGUAUAGGAGAUAGGUACAGUGAUGAAGACCAAAAGGUUAUUGAGUCAAUACAAUAUAUCUUUUGCAGAAAAGUUCUAAAUCAUACCGUUGUCGUUUUUACAGGAAAAGAUCGACUUGAGAGAGAUGGACAAACAUUAAACAAGUAUAUAUCUCAGCUGCCAAAAGUAUUGAGAGAUACGAUAGCUUCCUGUAAAGGGGAUCAUGUUGCCAUAUCCAACAUUGGUAGUCGUGAUGAAAGGGAAGAGGCGGCCAAAACGAUUAUAAGAAUGGUUGAAGCAAAUGUUAACCGAAAUGGAGGAGACAGCCGGUAUUACAAGACCCCAUUGUUUGAUGCAUUAUCUAAGAGUAUCGGGGAAAAGGUAGGCCAAAUUCUGGAUCGAAACGAUGGAAUCGAGGAUAAAAUCAGUCAGAUUAAGGAAGAGAUGAAACCCUUAACAGGAAAAGACGAACACAUCAAAAGACAGCGUGAAAAACUUCAGAAAAUCAUUGACUUUCUUCAAAUGAUUAUCUACAGAGAAAAUCCAGACAAGAGUGUUUGGAAAAGAAUGCGCAACUGGUUUAUACCAAUUGCAGGAUUAGUGUUGGUCAUUGCACUUUUAUUGCCGUUUCUGCAAAAACAGUACGACAAAAUAUCAAAUAAACAAAGGUUUUAAAAUCCUUGAUGUAAAAUCUCUCGGCACACUCAACGUUUGAAUGGUAGGAGUUUGACCUGUUAACCAGAGCUUGUGCCGGCAUGCAACUUUUAAACUUAAUUAUUACUGAUAACCAGUUUGCUUUAUGUUUUUUCUGACUUAAAGAAGUAUUGACAAAUACCACAUUUUCAAAACUUUUAUGCAAAUGUAUUUGAUAUGUUUUUGAGUGUUUCUAAGAUACAAUUGACACAUAGUAGCAUUUUUCGAUUAUUAGGUAAUGUUAUGCGUCUAUUUUAAAAUCAUUUCAACCGUAUUAUUUGCAGAUUAUAUGGAAUAGUUCACCUUUUGAAUCUUUAUUUAUUAAGAGAAAUAAAAAAUAAAAAAAAUAUUAUGAUUUGAAAACAUUUCAAAAAGUGCAACAUGAUAAAUAAGU
This is a messenger RNA of Mizuhopecten yessoensis (Yesso scallop), 1694 nucleotides long. Its product is annotated as GTPase IMAP family member 7-like. Gene Ontology annotation, molecular function: GTP binding. The transcript has 2 exons. Bases 254 to 1282 code for a protein of 342 amino acids. The record is from RefSeq and is a predicted model, not a curated record. NCBI's taxonomy places the organism in Eukaryota, Metazoa, Mollusca, Bivalvia, Pectinida, Pectinidae.